GUGUAUCAAAGACUUAGAUGGUACCUUCCACCAUGAAGACUUUAAUCUUUCUGGCUCUUCUGGGAACAGGCCUACACACCUCGACGGCAGUAAAACACUCCCUGAAGUAUUUCACCACUGCAUCUUCUGGAAUCCCAGAUGUCCCGGAGUUUGUGGGUGUUGCAAUGGUUGAUGAUGUCAUGAUAGGUUACUGUGACAGCAACACAAUAGAACCAAAACAGGACUGGGUGACAAAAUUAUUCCACAAUGAUCCUCAGCAGUUGAAGUGGUACAGUCAAGAAUGUUCAGAGAUUCUGUCCAUUGGCUACAAAACUGAGAUCCACAUACUGAAGCAGCGCUUCAACCAAAGUGGAGGUGUCCAUGUUUUACAGAGCAUGACUGGCUGUGAACGGGAUGAAGAGACUGGAGAGAUUAAGGGUUUUGCUCAGUAUGGUUAUAAUGGAGAAGACUUCCUAGCAUUUGACCUGAAGACGCAGAGAUGGAUCGCUUCCAAACCUCAGGCUGUCAUCACCAAACUGAGAUGGGACGCUAACAAAGUUCGCAUAGAACUCAAUAAGGAGUACCUCACUGGGAUUUUCCCUGAGUGGCUGAAGAUGUAUGUUGACUAUGGGAAAAGCUCUCUGCUGAGAACAGGUACAGUCACAGUUUGUCAUGGACACAAUGUUCAUAUGACCUGUUCAGACUGAAUCACCAUUGUACUAUGACUCCAGUAGAUCUGAUAUUACUUUCUUUUUAGCUGUUUUUGUGGCACUAAGACUCAAGUUAUUAGCUGGAUACUGACAUGUCUGAGUGCUCUGACAUUACUUUCAGUCAGUACUGACACUGCGUUAGACAAGAGAGAACGUUGGUCCAGGCAGCAAAACCUCAGCCUGAUGGAUUUGUUCCAGAUAUUUAGGCUCAGCAGAAGAUCAGUGUUAGUGACGUCGGUGUUCCUCUGACUUUUCCUGUCCGGUCACCAGCUAGUCAAACUUUUCAGUUAUUCAGUGGAAUGUCUCAAUAUUUUUAAUCAUUUGGCACCAAAUUAUACAGAUAAGGAGAGUUGGAGUGUUGCUUCACAUCCUGCGCUCUCCCUCAGCUGUGUGUGUGUGUGUGUGU
This is a messenger RNA of Monopterus albus (swamp eel), 1095 nucleotides long. Its product is annotated as major histocompatibility complex class I-related gene protein-like. NCBI's taxonomy places the organism in Eukaryota, Metazoa, Chordata, Actinopteri, Synbranchiformes, Synbranchidae. The record is from RefSeq and is a predicted model, not a curated record. Bases 18 to 686 code for a protein of 222 amino acids. Gene Ontology annotation, biological process: immune response. Gene Ontology annotation, cellular component: external side of plasma membrane. The transcript has 3 exons.